CAAGAAAGUUCCUAGUAUUUCGAUAACUCAUUUAGAAAGCUUUAGUCCUGUCAUACAACCGGUAUUGAAAUGGUGGUAAAAACAUGAAAUACUGGAAACCAAGAGCAGCUCCAAGAGCACAUUCCAAGCAAAAUUUAAAUGAAUUAGGCUGUCAAACGGAGCAAACAAGCAGGACUCAAAUAGACUCAGUGAAAGGCGUAUUUACUGGGAAACCCUAAUGCCCUUCUCAGGCACUCGGCUUUGACUCUUGAUGACCGCAGUAGUACCUCUAACUAAAGUCUGGAAAAAAGAAGCACAAAAAAUCUCGCCGACCAACCUGGUUGGCCCAGGUCAAUGGAAAAUCCCCAGCGAAACUGAAGAAGGGACCACGUAAUAAAAGUAAGUCCUGACGGAUCCUGGUUGGCAUCAGUCUUAACUUUCUAAAGCUCUGAAACCGAUGACUGUUGUGGUUCAGCUUGGGGUAAAUUGCAAGGAUCCAAGAACGUAAUGGCUGUCAGACUGCUUGAGAACUGGUUGAGCAAUUAUUCUCUUACUCCGCAGUGCUCCUACGCACAAUUCGGAGCAUUCUUUGUAGAUUCGAUUCGAUUCAGGUAAUUCAGUACUGCUGCUACAGUAACCAGCAGUACCGUAGCUACUGCAGUAGUCAGGCCACGACGUCGACCCAACCAUCAGUGCAGCUUCGAAAGGCUUCAAGGUGCUCACUUUUUGAAAAGCUCAAGGCUGAAUUCGGGUUCAACCGUUCAACCACACAACUUCUUUCUCAACCUCUGGAAGCGAAAUCACAAUUUUCCUUCCCACACUCAGCUACCGUACCACUCUCAUCACCCACCGGUUACCUCCAGUCAUUCAGCACAUUCACUUCCUCAACCAAUCUUUUUUUAAGCAUAAAUAAUUCCUAACCAUGAGCAACAGAAAGAGCACGUUCCUCACCGCCAGGGCUUUGGACUUGGAGGACCCUGAAGAUGAUGUGUCGGACUGUGAUUUGAUCUCUGUGACGAGUCGCCGCAGCCGCCUGAGCGUGAACAGCAGCACCAUGGGCGACAUGAGUGCCGAGAAGGUGCCGGUCGCUGGAACCAACUCUAUCCGCACUACCCUCUUUCUCAUCAUCUUUCUGGGCGCCGCCACAUCGGCCGCCUUUGUCGGAUUCGGAGUGACCAAGGCUCAGGAUGAGCAGCAGGUGGCCUUUGUCAGCUCGGCCACCGAUGCCACCAACAAGAUCAAUCUGGCAUUUGAAGACUACGUCAACGCUGCCAGUACCAUCCACUUGCGUUGUCGUCACCGCAACUUUACCCGUCAAGACUUUCGCGAGACUUUCGAGUAUAUCAUUGCCAGUGGACUCCAAUUCAAGGCCGCGCAGUUUGACCCCAUGAUCACUCACGACGAACGUCCCGCCGCGGAAGCGGAAGCCAGAGCCUACUAUGCCGAGCACUACCCCCAUGUGGACUAUCAAGGUUUUCGAGGAUUCAACUACCCCAACAGCACGUCCUUGGAACCGCGUAUUGAUCAGCCCUUUUACUUCCCCAUUCACUACCAGGAACCCAUCUUGGGCAACGAAGCCGCCAUUGACCUCGACUACCAUUCCUCCGAGUCUCGCACGCGCGCCGUCGGAGCCCUCUUUGAAACCAAAGGACCGUCCCUCACGGAUCGUCUCUCGCUCGUCAAGAAAAAGGGAGAAGUCAGUCGUUGCGGCAAUCACAAUGGGCCUUCGUACGGCGUCGUGCUCAUGCACCCCGGUGUCGCCCUCGAUGAACCCCAAGCAGGAGACGAAAUCUGGCCCAAGGACUUUUCGUCCAUUGUUCUCUGUGUCCCCGACUUGUUGAAGCGGUCCACAUCCGAUCAAGCCAUGAGUGCGCUCGUCUACAUUCACGACCGUUCCCAGCCCGGAAAAGAUGCCGUCUUUUUGGGAGGCGCAUCGGUUCAGCAUACCGAUGGCAGUUCCGAACCGGACAUUAACUUUUUGGACGAAGAACCACUCGAAGCGUUGUCGGCCGGGCUCAUGGAACAAAACAAUGUCACGGCGGCCAACCGUGUCUGGACUGUCACGGUCUUGGCCAUUGAAGGGACCUACAAGCCCGACAUUUUGUUUGUCUGUUUGGGAGGCGCCGUCAUCUUUUGCGCCAGUCUCGCCCUGGCAUUUUGGAUGUGGACUUCGGCGCGCAGAGCGGAAAAGUUCAAUAAGGUCCUUACUUCGGCACAACGAUCCAACGCCAUUGUGUCGUCGCUCUUUCCCAAGAAUGUGGCCAAGCAAAUGCUGGACUACGAUGCCAACGAUCGGGACGGAAAGAAUGCCGACCUCAAGAGCAAGCCCAUUGCCGAUCUAUUCCCCAACACAACCGUCAUGUUUGCUGACAUGGAAGGUUUCACCGCUUGGAGUUCACAGCGUGACCCCAUCUCUGUCUUUCACCUCCUGGAAACUGUGUACAACGCAUUCGAUGAGAUUGCCGCUCGCAGAAAAGUGUUCAAAGUGGAGACUGUGGGUGAUUGUUAUGUUGCUUGCUGUGGUCUUCCUGAACCCAACAAGAAUCACGCACUGGUCAUGGCCCGCUUUGCUCAAGAUUGCGCCCGCAGGGUUCGAGUUGUCACUCGCAAGUUGGAAGUGGAACUCGGACCAGAGACUUCCGCGCUUGGGUUCCGAUUUGGUCUUCACAGUGGCCCUGUCACUGGAGGAGUGCUGCGGGGACAGCGUGCUCGUUUCCAGCUUUUUGGAGACACGGUGAAUACUGCAGCUAGAAUCGAGUCGACGGGAAAGAAGGGUAGGAUUCAGAUUUCUUCCGCCACAGCCAACCUUAUCCGAGAAGCUGGAAAGGGUGCCUGGGUUGUCCCGCGUGAGGAUAAAGUCUUGGCCAAGGGUAUUGGAAUCGUAGAAACCUGCUGGUUGACGCUGAAAGCAAUUGACGAGGGCGAUGCAGAUGCGGACAUCACCGAGAGAGAAGACGACGAAUUGGGUGGCGAGUUCCGUGACAAGCAGGUUGGAUUGGUGGACUGGCACACUGAAAGUCUCGCACAGUUUCUCAAGGUGGUGGUGGCCCACCAGCGUUCGGCCCAGCAAAAGAAGGACAGUGAUAGUGGACUCAAAGCAGCAGAACAGGAAGUUCUUGAUCGCAGGGCUGCUCCAAUCGAGGAAAUCUCCGACAGAAUUCCUUUCCCCGAAAUCGAGAAUUUGGAAGCAAUCCAAGAGGCUGCAGAGUCAAUUGAAUUGGGCAUGAGUGUUAUGAUGCAACUCCGCAACUUUGUGUGGUCAAUGGCUGCUACGUACAAGCAAGUUCCAUUCCAUAACUUCGACCACGCUUCCCAUGUGGUAAUGAAUGUCAUGAAGCUCUUGGGUUCUGCCAGCAAUCACAAGGACGAUGGUUUGGAUGAUCCUUUGGCCCGCUUCACGUUGGUACUGGCUGCAAUUGUCCAUGACGCUGACCAUCCAGGUGUCCCCAAUGGCCAGCUGAACAAGGAGCAAGAUUCGAUUGCGAUGGUGUAUAACGGACAGAGUGCGGCGGAACAGAACUCGCUAGACAUCACUUGGAACUUGCUCAUGGAAGAUCAGUACAAGGAUCUGCGCCGCACAAUCUACAAAAACAAGGAGGAAAUGAUUCGAUUCCGCCAACUCUUGGUCCACACUGUCCUCGUUACAGACAUUGUGAACAAGGAGCUUCAAACCAAGAGGAAGGAAAGAUGGAACCGUGUCUUUGGCACUUCCGGUGAGGCCCCACAACCUCCCAGCAUGUUUGAAACACUGGAGGAUAUCCAGAGCGAACGUCGCACAGCCUUGCUUGAGCUUGUGAUUCAAGCCUCGGAUGUGAGCCACACAAUGCAACACUGGCACAUCUAUCGGCAGUGGAACACCUGCCUGUUCCACGAAAUGGACAAGGCUUGGAGUGAAGGGCGCGCCGACAAGGAUCCUCGCAAGGACUGGUACAAGGGCGAGAUUGGCUUCUUCAAGUUCUACAUUUUGCCACUGGCUGACCGUGUCAAGCAUUCCAGCGCCUUUGGAGCAUUGGGAGCGGAGCUUUACCAUUGUGCUGAAAGCAAUAUGAUGGAGUGGGAAAUGAAGGGCGAGCAGGUGACCCAAGAGCUGAUCGAAGCCACUGCCAAGAAGAGCGAAGCCACUGCCAGGAGGAGAAAUUCAAUGGAUGCGAGUAAGAAGUUUUCGACAGCACAAUUUGAGGACAAGCCUGAACAGGCUCUACAGGCAGCGGCUGAAGUAUUCACAGAUGAAAUUGACCUUUAGGGCUGUGACAAGCACUGGGGCAGUGUCCUAUCGCCAUCUUUCACAUGUUGCAAUCAACAACUGGCACAAGGAGACCUUUGCAAGCAAGCAACAGUUACCUCAAGCAUCUUAUUUCCCUUUCCCUGCUUGCUUGUUUGAAUGUGUUUCUUCCAAACUUCCUGAACGAAUUCUACAUAUUAUACGUUUCCACUUCCUGCAUUCUUGCCUCCUGCUAUUAGGUAAUGCAUAUUAUU
Messenger RNA from Seminavis robusta, 4455 nucleotides. The record is from the annotation of a GenBank genome assembly. Lineage: Eukaryota; Bacillariophyta; Bacillariophyceae; Naviculales; Naviculaceae.